AUGCCGGCACGGGGGCAGUUCACAGACCUGAACGCAGACGCGCGAGCGCUACCCUUGAGCUGGAGAAGUCUCGCAGAUAUCAAGAAACACGUGUUUACUCCGGGGUACGUUGUGGAGGAUAAUACUGGCCUCUUCGUCGGUGUGGCUGAGCCUGCAGGACGACCUGUCACUGCAGCCACCGUUGUGCUAUGCGACUUUUUCUCCGAACGCGUUCGUCGAAAGCGUAAUCGAGGAAUAGAAGCCCCUGUGCAAUGCGCGAGCCACAAUGAGAGCGCUGGCGGCACUCCAGGCAAGCCCCAAAGCAACAGCACAGUGCGGCCCAGCUGCUGUAGUAAGACCUUGCGUAGUGCGGUCUUGGCGGUGCUGCGCGCCGCUCAUGAAUCUAUCGGGAGCGCCGAGGCUGCCGGUCAUGGUGGUUGUAUUGUGUUGGUGCAUGUAACAGUAAUAAGAGAGGAUGUGAGCUGUUCACCAUCAUUCAAGACAGCUGGCCGCGCGCCUGUGUGCUAUGUGGACGGAGUGUGCGUUGCAGAAGACAUUUCCCGAGCGUAUCGAGCCGUGUGGACGAGCCCAUGCAUUUCAUCAGAGCUACCGACGCGCUCGACAACGGAUGACACCACCACCGCUGUUGCUGUCGCAUCGAAUACUUCUGGCUCUUCGCUUCGCCCAAUACCGGUGGAAAGGCAGCUGCAGGCGCAGCCGACUCACGUGGGCGACAGUUGCUGCACUGGCACUCUCUUUUGUGGGGUGCGGCUGAUGUGGGUAUCACCGUCGUCACGUGGACGUGGGAUAGCCUUUUCGAUGAUUGAACGGGCCCGGCAUGCCGUAUGCUACGGCUUUGUGGUGCCGGCAGAGCACGUCGCCUUUAGCGAGCCCACCGCGAUGGGCAGCGCCUUUGCUCGCCGGUACCAAGCUCGAGACGACUUCCUUGUGUAUUACUACUGA
Messenger RNA from Leishmania braziliensis MHOM/BR/75/M2904, 942 nucleotides. RefSeq lists its product as hypothetical. Gene Ontology annotation, molecular function: protein-lysine-acetyltransferase activity. Bases 1 to 942 code for a protein of 313 amino acids. Lineage: Eukaryota; Euglenozoa; Kinetoplastea; Trypanosomatida; Trypanosomatidae. The transcript has a single exon. Gene Ontology annotation, biological process: mitotic sister chromatid cohesion. Gene Ontology annotation, cellular component: chromatin; nucleus. The record is from RefSeq and is a predicted model, not a curated record.